GCUUUCUGCUACAAUGUAACACGUUUUCUACACUUAUGUGUGUUUUCCAGGUGAUAGUCUGAUACUGCAGAACCACUGUUCAACCACUGUGGACAGCAAUACGACUUCUUCCCCUCCGGAUCACGUUGGCAUUUUUUUUUUUAAGUUAACUCAACUUCUGUUAAGUAAUUGUUGCUCAGAACUGAAUUUGGGAAAUUAAGCCAACAUUGGUUACUGCUACUUUUCUGAUGGUAGCAAGCAUCAUUGUUACUGUCAGUGAGGGGUCUGCAGCAGGCUCAAAAUGUCAGUAUGCCUAUUACUCAGGACAACGCCCUCAGCAUUCUCCUGCUGCUGGAGGACUGGCACAGGGCUCAGAUGGUGAGAUCUAACAACACUAACAUAAAAGAAGACAGUUUGGAAUAUAAGGAUGAAGAGUACCACAAGGGAGAAGAAGACAGUUUUUGUGGCAGUAUUCAGUUGGAUGAUCUGCCCUUGUGUCUGGCUGCCGCUCAGAAAUUGGUGGAGUAUAUUAAGUUCAAUUUCAUGGAGAGUGACACAGCUCUCUCAGCUACAAGCUCCUAUUGUAGAAAGGGACUUGAUGUCGAAGUUCAUGCUGUUUCCUUCAGAAAAAGUGAGGACGAUGCUGCUGAAUUUGGCCUGAGCUUUGGGAAUAUCCCUAUUUUUGGGGAUCCUGAUAUCAGAAAAAAAGGCUGUUCAAGGAAAAAGAGAGAGGAGGGCCCCAUCAUUGACGUGGGCUGCAUUUGGGUGACAGAGGUGAAAAAGAAAAGCCCAGCAGCCUGUUGUAGGUGUAUCAAACUCAGAGAUGAAUUGCUGUCAGUAAAUGGACAACUGAUGGUGGGAGUUAAUGUCAGCGGAGCCAGCUACCUGGUUGAUCAGUGCUGGAAUGGUGGUUGUAUUUAUUUGAUCCUUUUGCGUCGCAUCAAACGAAAGGCCCCUCUCCCUCCUUGUGUCAAGGGAAGUUUCACUAUUCCUAACAAGAUGGAUCACUGUCAAACCCAGCAGGACAUAACUGAUUUUGAAGUGGUGAACUGCAAACGUACACGCAAACUUGGGGUGAUAUCACAAUCAUCUAACCAAGGCUACAGGGAAAGUACUGCAUCACAGAUCAAAACCAGGAAUCAGUACUCCCUUUUUAAUACUGAUGAAGAAGUCAGUUCGUCACUAGAAGACUACAGCCCAGACUUGUCUCCUCAGACAAGAACUAUUCAUUCAUACAAUGGAUCUGCUGGAACUCUGCCGGGGAGAAGUCACAGUCAGGUGUUGGAAUGCAAAAUGCAAUCCUUCAUUAGUGAAGCUACUACCCAGCUGAGAGAGGGCAGUCACAUCUGGAAGAUGCAUAUGGUGAAAGGUCAUGAGGGUCUUGGAAUACAAAUAACAGGGGGACGUGGCUCCAAGCGCUCUUCUCAUGGAAUUAUUAUCACUCAUAUAGAGAAAGGGGGUGCUAUUCACAGGGAUGGACGUCUUCAUGUUGGUGAUGAAUUGCUGAUGGUUAAUGGUCAGUCUCUAGUGGGUCUCACACACCAAGAGGCUGUUUCCUUUCUUCGCUCCACUACUGGUCUUGUCCAAUUGGUGGUAUCAAGUCAGGAGGAGUCAAAAGUGGAUUUUGAACUCUUUCCCUCCACAAGCCUUCCGGACCUCAUCAGCACCUGCAGAUCUUCUUCAUCCCUGUUUCAGGCUGCACCCCACUGCUUUUCCCAGACUUUCAGUAGCACCACUGGUCUUAACAAUUCUUCCCUGUUAUCACCGCUGGAGAACCUAGAGGAGUUCAAUCAGGGGAAGGCAUCAGAAACAUCCUGCUGCAGUUCUACACCUAUGAAGCUAUCUUGCCAAUCCCAAGGUGGCAGCAGUUGUCUGGAAUCAGUGGGCGAGGAUAAUGAGCUGUUUGUGGAGAACGUCAUCAGCGGCGGUGAAGUGGCAGAGAAACCUUUAUCUGGUCGACGCAAACACUCCUUACCUCAUCAGCUGGAUAGUGCUAGAGUCAGACAGGUUACUGAGUCUUUCACACAACAUAAAACUGAAGAUGUUAGGAUGAACAUACAAGGUUUACUUCUCUUCUAGAUAGUACAGGUUGUGCUCUAGUGUUCUGUAAAAGACCAGGAUCCUUAUGUUACACCUCCUUUUAGAGAUAUUGGUUUCCUCAGUUCAGCUCAAUUUGUUAAUAUGGUGUCAAUGCACAACACACUGGUAGGUUAAUAGGUGAAGGGGGCUUAUAUAAGGAAAGUUACUUUACAUUAUCACAGCACGUUGUUAUGGGCACCA
Molecule: messenger RNA, 2259 nt
Organism: Poecilia latipinna (sailfin molly)
Lineage: Eukaryota; Metazoa; Chordata; Actinopteri; Cyprinodontiformes; Poeciliidae
Product: PDZ domain-containing protein 2-like
Exons: 8
Coding region: 289-2058 (589 amino acids)
Molecular function (GO): protein binding
Source: RefSeq, a predicted model, not a curated record